Dicrocoelium dendriticum is the source of this 477-nucleotide messenger RNA. The record is from the annotation of a GenBank genome assembly. Lineage: Eukaryota; Metazoa; Platyhelminthes; Trematoda; Plagiorchiida; Dicrocoeliidae.
AUGGGCUUAUGCAAGUGUGAGCGGAAGAGGGUGACUAAUCUGUUUUGUUUCGAGCAUCGUGUCAAUGUGUGCGAGUUCUGUAUGGUUUCCUCUCACGAAAAGUGCAUCGUAAAAUCGUAUCUCCGUUGGUUAAAAGAUUGUGACUUUAAUCCUGCUUGCGGCAUUUGCCGGGAACGUUUUGAUGAGUCAGACAAAGAGUGUAUUCGCUUGAUUUGCCUAGAUGUGUUCCAUCGAGAAUGCUUGGUCGAAUUGUUAGAAUCAGCACCUCCUACAACGGCACCUGCUGGAUUCGUUUGUCCAUGCUGUGGCGAAUGUGUUAUACCUCAAAGUAACCACGGUGGACCAGUUGCGGAAGCUUUACGGACGCUUUUGGCCGAAGUUCGUUGGUCUAGUGGACAGCAUCCAGACCUACUUCCGUCUGCAUAUUCAGCACGACCUGUAUCUUCUACCAACAUAAACUCUUGGAGUGAGUAUUAA